Acanthamoeba castellanii str. Neff is the source of this 186-nucleotide messenger RNA. RefSeq lists its product as uncharacterized. The coding region runs from base 1 to 186 and encodes 61 amino acids. The transcript is spliced from 2 exons. Lineage: Eukaryota; Discosea; Longamoebia; Acanthamoebidae. The record is from RefSeq and is a predicted model, not a curated record.
AUGCCUGUCUUCAUGCCCUACAUCAAGCGUAGCCCUGCUACUGCUGCGUUUGUGGGUGUCACCUGUGGCAGCAAGAGCGCUGUGCUCUGGGGCCUUGCAAAGGGCCUGCCUAACGCUCAUCUCAUGCUCCUACUAGGCGAGCAUGGCAACAUGCCAAUUGUGCUCAAUUUUGGCAGCAUCACCUGA